Molecule: messenger RNA, 675 nt
Organism: Schistosoma spindalis
Lineage: Eukaryota; Metazoa; Platyhelminthes; Trematoda; Strigeidida; Schistosomatidae
Source: the annotation of a GenBank genome assembly
AUGUUAUUGUCAAGUGAAUCUUGGACGAAAAUAUUUAUCUUGUGCAAUUGUAGUUUUGUAGUGUUCGGUAUUGUUCUGUUAGGACUCGGAAUUUAUCCACAAAUCACAUUAAAUCAAUUCAAAACAAUACUACAAAGUGCGAAACCUGCGAUCUUCCUCGCUGUCAGUAUCUCAGGAGGUCUCGGUAUACUAGGAUCAUUUGUUGGAAUUUAUGGACACUUCAAGAAACAGAAAAUGAUCAUAUAUUUGAACAUUUUCGUUCUGCUUGUGGUGACUUGUAUGUGGAUUGGUAUGGCGUCGAAAGUAGCUGCAACGGAGGACGGGUUCCCUACGUCAGCUAACAGCUCACUAAGUUCUACUAUUAUAGAAUAUGAGAAACGAGUUGAGUGUCAAAUGGAGUUUGAUGAAUUACAAAAGAAUUUCUUCUGCUGUGGAGCAUCAUCGUAUAAAGACUAUCCCUUUAAAGCUAAGAUAAGACAGUUACCUCCUUCAUGUAAAUACGGUAUAUCACCAUUUCCCAGAGGAUGUGUAUCAGCGAUAAUUGAAUAUACACAAACUUAUCUAAAUAUAAUCAUGUAUCUGUGUUUCACAUUCGGGAUUAUUCAAGCUGUCUACUUGAUCUUGUCAAUUAUUAGAAUACGUAAAUUUGAAGGUGACAAUGUUAUAUCUGCAUAA